This is a messenger RNA of Xenopus laevis (African clawed frog), 2977 nucleotides long. RefSeq lists its product as uncharacterized. Gene Ontology annotation, biological process: regulation of DNA-templated transcription. NCBI's taxonomy places the organism in Eukaryota, Metazoa, Chordata, Amphibia, Anura, Pipidae. The record is from RefSeq and is marked predicted.
GAAGCUGGAAGUCGGAGGCAUUUGAAUUAAACAUUGUCUUUAUGAAUUGAUUCUCCCCGUACCCGACUGUUAUACCUCUUAUAUUUCUCUUGCGUGCCUUCCCGGCCAAUACCUGCUGACAGAAAUCCGCGUCCUCCAGCUACUCGUCGGCCAUGGCUGCAAAUGUGUUUCCUAAGGUCAGUGUGACAUUCCGGAAUCUCUCUGUCUGUUUUGCCACAGAGGACUGGGCAAUUUUAACAGAGAGUGAUAGAAACAUGUACAAAGAUGCCAUCCAAGAAAUCUACAGGACUCUUCUUUCUAUGGGUCACAGAAUUAUGAAUCCUAAUAUUUUAAUGUAUACUGAAGAAACAGAGAAUUGUGGGGCCACAAAGAAACGAAAGUCGAAUGCUGACAUCCCUAAGCUACACAAUGCAGUUCAGGCUCCAGAUAUCUUGCUCUUGGUUGAGCAUGAAAAGACAGUUGGUGUUCUACCUUACCGAGAGAAAAGGGGAGCAGGCAAUAUGAAGUCCAUGAUGCUGUCAACUGAAGAAAAACAGGAUCAGAGUUCUCUUAGUCACAGUACAUGUGAAAGCACAAACAUCCAGGAAACAGCAGCUCCUGCCUUAUCUAUAUUCCCAUUACCUAUUAAAAAAGAAGAGGAGGAAGUGUACCCUGUGUUUCCUUGUCCAUCGAGAAGGGGAUUCACAGAAAAGGAUGCAAGCCCUGCCAGUUCCAGGGUGACUAGAGAAGAGAAAUCUACAUCCACACAUUCAGUGAAACAACGAGCCAGUAUUUUGAAUAAACCUACUAAAAACAAUGUUUACUUACAGAGAACACUAAACUUUGUCUACGAGAUUAAGCCAAGUUUUAUUUACUGUCCCCAGUACGACCAGUUACAGGACAAACCUUUUAAAUGUAAUCGGUGUUGCAAAUCUUACCCAUCCAAUGCACAGCUAAUGGUUCACCAGUGGAAUCACAGGUAGAGAAGAGUUUGUGUGCAAAUCAUCAGGGGCCUUAAAAACAGCUUUUAUAAUAAAACAAUUUAUUUGCCAAUAUAUAUUUUUAGUGUUUGGAUAUGCAAGUUAUAUUUUUUUUGUUGUAAGUUUCAUAUCUGUAAAACAGUACUUUGAAACUGUGGGGCCAGCCCUCCAAUGGAGGCUCAGCCUACAGGCCAGUUAAGGUGACAUUUGAGGAUAAUGCAAAUACAGUCAUAUGAAAAAGUUUGGGAACCCCUCUUUAAGUCUUUGGAAUUUUGUUUAUAAUUGGCUGAGCUUUCAAAGUAGCAUCUUCCUUUUAAUACAUAACAUGCCUUAUGUUAACAGUAGUAUUUCAGCAGUGACAGUAUAUUGGAUUAACUGAAAAUAUGCAUCAUAACAAAAUUAGAUCAGUGCAUAAAUUUGGGCACCCCAACAGAGAUAUUACAUCAAUACUUAGUUGAAUCUCCUUUUGCAAAUGUAACGGCCUCUAGACACUUCCUAUAGCCUUUGAUGAGUAUCUGGAUGGUGGUACUAUUCAGCCAUACAAAAUCUCUGCAGUUCAGUUAAAUGUGAUGGCUGCCGAGCAUGGACAGCCUGCUUCAAAUCAUCCCAUAGAUUUUCCAUGAUAUUCAAGUCGGGGAACUGACGGCCAUUCCAGAAUAUUGUACUUGUCCCUCUGCAUAAAUGCCUUUGUAGAUUUCCAAGUGUGUUGUCCUUGUCUUGUUGGAAUAUCCAACCCCUGCGUAACUUCAACUUCGUGACUGAUGCUUGAACAUUUUCCUGAAGAAUUUGUUGAUAUUGGGUUGAAUUCAUCCGACCCUUGAAUUUAACAAGGGCCCCAGUCCCUGAACUCGCCACACAGCCCCACAGCAUGAUGGAACCUCCACCAAAUUUGACAGUAGGUAGCAGGUGUUUUUCUUGGAAUGCGGUGUUCUUCUUCCGCCAUGCAAAUCUUUUUGUUAUGACCAAAUAACUAGAUUUUUGUCUCAUCAGCCCAAAGCAGUUUGUUCCAAAAUGACGGUAGCUUGUCUAAAUGAGCUUUUGCAUACAACAAGCAACUGUUUGUGUGUGAGUGCAGAAAGGGCUUCUUUCUCAUCACCCUGCCAUACAGAUGUUCUUUGUGCAAAUUGCGCUGAAUUGUAGAACGAUGUACAGAUACACCAUCUGCAGAAAGAUGUUCUAGCAGGUCUUUGGGGGUGACCUUUGGGUUGUCUGUAACCAUUCUCACAAUCCUCCGCAUAUGCCGCUCCUGUAUUUUUCUUGAUCUGCCAGACCUGGGUUUUACAGCAGCUGUGCCUGUGGCCUUCCAUUUCCUCAUUACAUUCCUUACAGUUGAAACUGACAGUUUAAACCUCUGAGAUAGCUUUUUGUAGCCUUUCCUUAAACUAUAAUAGUGAACAAUCUUUGUUUUCAGAUCUUUUGAGAGUUGCUUUGAGGAUCCCAUACGAUCACUCUUCAGAGGAGAGUCAAAUAGAAGCACAACUUGCAAUUGGCCACAUUAAGUACCUUUUCUCAUGAUUGGACACACCUGCCUAUGAAGAUCAAGGUUUAACAAACGAAUCCAACCAAUUUGGUGUUGCCGGUAAUCUGUGUUGAGCAGUUUCAUGCAUUCAAAUUAGCACAUUUUUGCACAGCCAGAUUUUCACAUUUGAUUUAAUUUCAUAGAACUGAAUACUGCUUCACUAAAAAUCUUUAUUCAGAAAACACCCCAGUACUCAGAUGUUCCUGAAAAAUGAAAGACAUCAAUGUUGUCUUUUUUUUUUUUGUUUAAAGUGGAGUAAAUAAUUAUGCAGGCUGAGAGGGGUUCCCAAACUUUUUCAUAUGACUGUAUGCUUUCCUUGAUAUCACUGCAAUGGGUGAGAUUUGGGAUGAAUGCUUGUAUGCUGUAUAACUGUUCCUGAACGGCUUAUACACCAAUGUGUUUCUAUAUCUGUAACCUUUAUAUUAGCUAAGGGUGGCCCUGAACAAAGACUGGUCCUUCAAGGAGGUUCUUAAACCAAUAAAGUAAAGGUGUCUUUUGA